AUGUGCUCAGAGUGUGGUCUUCUCUACAAUACAUUGGAAGAUGUCUUGGUUCACCAACAAAAUCAUGUUGUGCAACGAGUUUACCGCUGUCAAGAAUGCAAGAAAGAGUUCAUUACAGCAAAGUACCUUCGGAAACAUCGCAAAGAACAGCACACCGUGGAGUUUCCAUGCCCUGACUGUGACCGUUUCUUUACUUCUGCCAACCGAUUGCAGUCCCAUCGUCGUGUGCAUGUGGAAGGGAACUUGCAGUGCCCAAAUUGCUACAGAGUGUUCAAGAAGGAGACCUCUUUGGAGAAGCACAUGAGGGUACAUCGGGGGGAGGCUCUCUACCUUUGUGUUGACUGUGGUUUGGGCUUUGGGACGGAGAUUACCUUGAUCUUGCACCGGAAAAGCCAUACAUCGGACCCCCUGCAUCGCUGCCACUGUGGCAAAACUUUCAGUAACAUGACUAAGUUUUUGUAUCACCGAAGGACACAUUCUGGUAAAAGCACUUUUAAGUGUGCUCAAUGCAACAAGGACUUCCCAACCCACUUGAAAAUGAUGCAACACAGACAAGUAGUUCACGCUAUGGAAAGAAAGCACAAAUGCAGCGUCUGUAGCAAGUAUUUCAAGAAACAGGUGCACUUGCGAAACCACAUGCGCACCCACACAGGUGAGCGGCCCUUCCAGUGUACGGACUGUGGCAAGACCUUUGGCUCCUUGGCCAACCUAACACGGCAUCACCUUGUACACACGGGGGAGCGACCCUACAAAUGUGACCUCUGUGGCCGUUCUUUCACUCAGAGCUCUAAUCUGCAGCAACAUCGUGCUCUGCACACUGGCUCCAAUCCAUUCCCUUGUAAGAUCUGUGGAUUAGAAUUCAACAGAGCUUCCAAGCUUGCAUUGCACCAGAUCAGACACACUGGCAUCCUUCCUUACAAAUGCCCCGAUUGUGGUAGGACCUUUUUACGCAAUUCCAGUUUGAAUCUCCAUCUCUUACUCCAUACAGGUCAGCGACCGUUUAAGUGUCAUGUCUGCGGCAAGUGUUUCACCAGCCAGAGAGGCGUAACACGACACCAACAGUGGCAUUCCGGGGUCCGACCCCAUAAGUGCAGCACUUGCGGAAAAGCAUUUGUCGCGUCUUUCAGUUUACAGUUGCACCAGCGUGUUCACACUGGAGAACGCCCAUUUCCCUGCCUGGAUUGUGGUAAAAACUUCCGGCAAGCUGCCCACUUGAGGGAGCACCGCCGCUUACAUACAGGGGAAAGACCGUUUUGCUGCAAGGAUUGUGGCAAGACCUUUGUGCAGUCACUUCACCUGGCAGAACACAGACAUGUCCACAGUAAUGACAGACCUCACUCCUGUCUUGACUGCAACAAGAGCUUCAAAACGCUCUCCAACUUGCGAAGCCACCGCAAAACUCACCAAAAUCUAAUGGUCCAGCCACAACAGACAAUCAUGUGCACAGAACUCGGAGAGCCCAUAGCUAUUAUUGAGAGUGUGGAACCACUGCCCCUGGCUGAGACUAUUGAGAUUUACCAGGCGGCACUGGAAGGAAAUUUGCAGGUGGAAGAUGUGACUUUAUAA
Staurois parvus is the source of this 1566-nucleotide messenger RNA. Lineage: Eukaryota; Metazoa; Chordata; Amphibia; Anura; Ranidae. The record is from the annotation of a GenBank genome assembly.